Messenger RNA from Penicillium malachiteum, 1704 nucleotides. Its product is annotated as putative C6 transcription factor. NCBI's taxonomy places the organism in Eukaryota, Fungi, Ascomycota, Eurotiomycetes, Eurotiales, Aspergillaceae. The record is from RefSeq and is a predicted model, not a curated record. Gene Ontology annotation, biological process: DNA-templated transcription. Gene Ontology annotation, molecular function: zinc ion binding; DNA binding. The transcript has 4 exons. Bases 1 to 1704 code for a protein of 567 amino acids.
AUGCAUAAGUCAAAUGCCGCAGGAGAUUACUCUCACCUCUUGCCAGUCAGUACAAGUGACAGUGUUGCGAGUAACUCACCCAGUAACAGCACCAGUACUCAUACCAGCAAUCAGCCUUUUAUUUCGUCCACUAUAGGCGUUCAUUUUGCAGGAAGAGAGCUGGGCGGUAUCAGUUUACUCACAGGAAUUCCAUUCCUCGUCCCGGAGGGCCAAGAAUGGAUCCAGUCUCGUACUGGACAGACCAUUUCCAGUGAUAAGCUUAGUCCAGCGAGGGCACCAUGGGAGAAGGAGCGAGGUCACGGCUCCAACGCCAUUUUGAUGAAUUUGCGCAAUCAUAAUCAUCGAGUAUUUGAAUUGCCACCGCGACAACACGUGGAAUCCUUUUUCGAGGGGUAUAAAAACACGGCUAUAAUGCGACGCAUUUUUCCAGUUGUGGAUGAUGAACUAUUUGCGGUGACUAUUAAGGAAGCAUAUCAACAACCUCAGUCCAGCUUUAAAUUCGGCCAAGCGAGUACUAGAGCAUGCAUCAUUGCCUUUUUGGCGUUUGCUGCCCGUCUCCCGCCUAUCAAAGGCGUCCUCCCCAUUGCAGAUUAUACAUCGCUUGAUAUAGACCAUGAGACCUUGGCUUCCAAGGCUCAGUUUUUAUUGUCACAGGUUCUUCAAGAGCCUGCCAGCAUGGAGGGUGUACAGGCUGUUAUUAUGAUGACUCUAUAUGAGGUCUCAUCAGGGAAUAUGCGGGCUACGAACUACUUUGGCUCAAUAGCAGCCCGUCUACUAUUUAUGCUUGGCGGUAAUUUGCUCAAUGGUGGAGCUUACUCGCUACGUGAACGAGGCCACAGGAUACAAAACCAUCUGCGCAAUCUCUUUUGGAUUUGCUACACUAUGGAUAAAGAUGUAUCACUUCGCACGGGACAGCCACCUACAAUUGCAGAUGAAAACUGCGAUUUGACUCUCCCACCAGGUUAUGUGGACCAUGCGUUUUUAGAUCCCGAAGACACGAGUCUAUCUUCUUCACAACCCAGUUUCCCUUUUGACUUGCGUUUAAGCAUUAUUAAAUCCCGAACACACAGCGCGCUAUAUUCUGUGAGUGCGAUGCAAAAGUCCGAUGCCGAUCUUCUAAAGUCGAUUCGAGAAUUGGAUUUCGAGCUAGAGGAAUGGAGAAUGUCUAUCCCUCUUCAAUGGCGCCCUACCAUGUCUUUCUCACCUGAGGCCUCUGAUCCAAAAGUCAGCAUGCAUUCUGUUAUGCUGCGUCUUAAUUACUACUUCUGCAUAUCCCUGAUCCACUCCGCAAGCAGUCGAUGUAAAGCAUGGAGGGAAGGAAGUGGGAUGUUGGAGGGUAUCAACACAAGUCUUGCUCUAUCAGUUGAGGCAAGUCGCUCAACACUCUGUUACCUCGAAGCCGCGGAACAUGUCCUUGUUGAGGGAGUUUUCUGGACAUUGGUGUUUUAUCCUAUGUCUGCACUGCUCAGUAUCUUCUGCAGCAUUCUCUCUAGUCCGUUAGACCCUCGCUCCCGGGACGAUUUAGAUCGUCUCCAAGUGGCGACGAAAAUGAUGGAACGCAUCUUCCCACGGAAACGUCCCAAUAAUGAAAUCGUUCAUCUUAGAAUGGUAGCUGACUUCGUCAUUGAGUUGAAACGGCUGGCGGAAUGUGCUAUCGACAAGGCGUGGAGGGAACAGAGUGCUGGCUCGGUGGUGAAUCCCUGA